ACAACUCAUCUGUCAGCAGGUGCCACAGCCUCCAGCACUGGUUGCACCUGAAACCCUCACACCAAGUACAAGUUGCUGAUCAUCAUGUCUGACGACACUUUUUGGUAUGAAGGGACACCUUUCCCGAGGGCCCAUUACAGCCCUGAACUCCUCAGAAAAGUACAAGAAGAGUUUGUGCUGAAGGAUGAAGAUGUUGUAACAGUGACUUUCCCCAAAUCAGGAACAAACUGGUUGAUUGAGAUUCUCUGCCUGAUUCGCUCCAAGGGGGAUACCAAGUGGGUCCAGUCUGUGCCCACCUGGGAACGUUCACCCUGGAUAGAGACUAAGCCCGGGUUUGCAUCAGCAAAUAAGAAGGAGGGCCCACGUUUGCUCAGCUCCCACCUCCCCAUCCAUCUCUUCCCCAAGUCUUUCUUCAGUUCCAAGGCCAAGGUGAUUUAUGUCAUCAGAAACCCCAAAGAUGUUAUUGUAUCCAGUUAUUUUUUCUGGAAUUCAAUAAAUUGGAUUGAGAAACCAAAGUCAGUGGAACAAUAUCUUGAAUGGUUUCUAGAAGGAAAAGUGCCAUAUGGGUCAUGGUUUGACCACGUUCGUGCCUGGAUGUCCAUGAGAGAGAGGGAGAACUUCCUGAUGCUGAGUUAUGAAGAGCUGAAACACGACACAGAGAGAACUGUGGAGAAGAUCUGUCAGUUCCUGGGUAAGAAGGUAGAGCCAGAAGAACUCAGUCUAGUCCUCAAGAAUAGCUCCUUUGAGGUCAUGAGAGAAAACAAGAUGUCUAAUUUCUCCCUGCUGGAUGAGUGUUAUUUGGUUCACAAAAACCCGCUUAUGAGAAAAGGCAUAACCGGGGAUUGGAAAAAUUACUUCACGGUGGCCCAAGCUGAAGCCUUCGAUGAACUGUUCCAGGAGAAGAUGGCAGAUCUUCCUCGGGAGCUGUUCCCCUGGGAAUAAUGUCUAAGAUUUUCCUGGAUCUUACAUGCAUACUGAUACUGUUCUCCUGUCCCAGUAAACGUGCAUGACUGGGGGUCAUUGCAGAAAACCUACUAACUCAUCCCGGAGCCCUGAAUGAUCACAUCUUUGUAUCUUUGACAACUUCCUUGUUGGAAACCUCCAUGAUACCCCAGCACAUGUCGUGGCAUCCCAGGUUGUUUGAAAUGUGUGUAGUGUUUCAAACCGAUAUAGUGCUAUAGAAAUAAUAAAAAUAUUACCUAAGAGCAUUCCC
Molecule: messenger RNA, 1213 nt
Organism: Otolemur garnettii (small-eared galago)
Lineage: Eukaryota; Metazoa; Chordata; Mammalia; Primates; Galagidae
Product: bile salt sulfotransferase-like
Exons: 6
Coding region: 85-942 (285 amino acids)
Biological process (GO): sulfation
Cellular component (GO): cytoplasm
Molecular function (GO): sulfotransferase activity
Source: RefSeq, a predicted model, not a curated record